Messenger RNA from Danio rerio (zebrafish), 1538 nucleotides. Lineage: Eukaryota; Metazoa; Chordata; Actinopteri; Cypriniformes; Danionidae. The record is from RefSeq and is a predicted model, not a curated record.
GCCGCCCAGAAGACGAGGAGGUUCAAGUAUUUCCACAGAUGUCGGCAUCCAAACGCCAACAACAAAGUUGAGGGAGCGAGAAGCCGUAGUUCAUGGCCAGCAAGCUGCACCUGAAGACGCCUCACCGCUUCUAAACUCGCCAUGGAUGUGCUGAAAUCAGCCAGAAGGGCUUUCAUUCGCAGCCCCAGCCUGACCAAACAGUCCUGGAGCUCAGGCAAACACAAAAAAUUGCCUGAGAACUGGACUGACACAAGAGAGACUCUGCUGGAGGGAAUGACCUUUAACCUUCGACAUCUGGGGAUGACACUGGUGGACCAACCUAAAGGAGAGGAGCUCUCAGCUGCUGCUGUCAAGAGGAUUGUUGCCACGGCCAAAGCCAGUGGGAAGAAACUGCCUAAAGUGGCCCUGAAAGUGUCUCCUCAGGGAAUCAUCUUGUACGACAGUGUGUCAAACCAGUUGAUCGAGAACAUUUCCAUAUACAGGAUAUCAUACUGCACAGCUGACAAGACGCAUGACAAAGUGUUUGCUUUCAUCGCCCAGAACCAACAGAAUGAAACUCUGGAGUGUCACGCAUUCCUCUGUGCCAAACGGAAAGUGGCCAAGGCGGUCACGCUCACGGUGGCUCAGGCCUUCAGAGUGGCCUUCGAGUUCUGGGAGGUUGCCAAAGACGAGAAAAAAUGGGAUUCAGCUGGAGAAACAUCCAACAGCUCACAGUCUGACCGAUCUGUCAGCCUGACCAGCCUGAAAGUAGGAGCUGCAGCAACAGAGAACCUGUUGGAAAUCGAGGACUACACAUCGGCUUUGGAAAAUGUUGACAACCACACCGAACCCAACAACAACACCACCACCCUAUGGGAGAUGGAUGAUGGUCUGGAAGAGGCUUUUUCAAGCUGCAGUUUGGAUAGCUAUGAAUACUCUCCAGACUCGCUGAGUCUCGUACUAACCCCCAGGUCCUGGACAUUGGGCUGAGCUCUGAGAGUGAAUGGGAUGAAACCAAUGGAAACUCGCCAAAUGCCAAUGAGCUCUGCGGCUUCUGAGCACAGAUCCAGAGCCUGCGUUCAGUCUGGUCCUGCUCAUCCCUGUUAUCACCACACCAAAGCAAUAUCAGAUGAGUCUAUUUUUGCUAAAGGAAAAAAAAGUGACACUGCGCUGAGUUUACAUGCUUUAUUUUUAUCAAUCAAGUUGUAUACAGAAUAUAUGUAGAUACCAGAGUCAGUAUUGUUUUUCAUGUAUGAAAAGGAAAAAAGUUUAUGGUAAAUAUAACAUUGUGUAUAUACAGGUGCACUAUAGAGUUAUUUUAGAGUCUAACCCUGUAGUUUGCUGCUUCAAGAUUCAUUUAUCACCACAAUGCCCUUCAUUAAUAAUAUGGAAAUCAGCGUUAAAGUCACAGUACUGCUUGUCAUUUGAGGAUUGUGAGUUGUGUGUCAGUAUUUACUUGUAUGUUUUUUUUCUAUUUAAUCAGAAUUGUAUUAUUGUUAUAACACCCUAAGGGGCCAUAUAAUAUUUCUCUAAAAAGUCUAAUAAAAGUGUUAAUAUUA